This is a messenger RNA of Dinoponera quadriceps, 907 nucleotides long. RefSeq lists its product as uncharacterized. Lineage: Eukaryota; Metazoa; Arthropoda; Insecta; Hymenoptera; Formicidae. The transcript has a single exon. The record is from RefSeq and is a predicted model, not a curated record. The coding region runs from base 1 to 717 and encodes 238 amino acids.
AUGACGGUCAUCGGGACGCGGAUCGACAGUGACAGGAGGUUGCUCGAGUUCCCGAGUUACGAGGACUACCUGGACUCGCUAGUGAGUCCUGCCGACAUCUACUAUCUCAGAAGCGGCAAGACCGCCCGGCAAUUGGCCGAGCUCGGCUACCGCUGCACCGGCGAGACCCUGAGCCAGGGGAGUUUCUAUCGUCGCUCGAAGAUCGUGCGGGACCUGCUGUACCCCCCGCACCGAGCCUACGAGCUCACGUCGGAAUUCGUGACGCCCGGCGACAAGCUGAUGGAGGAGCUGGCCCUGCGCGAACGGCCGAACCGAUUGGGCGUUCUCUCGACCGUCGUAUUCCUCCGGCAUCUGACGAAACGUUCGCGCUUCGAGGAGUCCGCCUACAUCGAUUUCGGCGACCGUCUCGAGAAGGAGGACUGGCUGCCGUAUUACCGAGGGGAACGACGACUGUCGCCGCACAAGCGGGAUCUCGCGUAUUAUCAUUGGAGGCUGGGAAAAGCCCACCUGAACGAGAGCCGCAAUUACCUGCCGAUCGUCGACCCCGAGCACGGUCUGUUGCUCAAGAAUAUUCACGACCGGCAGAUGAUCACCGUCGAUCCGGCCGCUGCGUCGCCCGGUGUACACUCGACCCGAGUACGGAUACGCUGUCCGUCUUACGAGCACGUGGUGUUGUACGACCAUGUGAUCAGAAGCAAGAUCCUCUGCGAGAAUUAGGCCCACGGCGCAUACAAGGAAGCAAGAUGUAAGCGGUAAGCGAACUGACCAAUCACGGUCGAUUGUUCUCCUCGUAGUCUAAGGGCCGUUUUCACCAAUUCUGGUUAACCCAACCGACUGAUUAAUCCAACAAAAUUGACCGAUCGUCCAUUGGCCAAUUAGCCAAACCGAUCAAUGCGAUUGGUCAGUU